UUUCCGUCGUCGUCUUCAUCUUCACCACCAAAAUCAACACACCCAGAUUCUUCACUUCAAUCAUGCCCUCUGGCUGCAGCAUCAGAGCUCUCUGGAUAAUCAGCAACCAUGACACUGUUGUAUUCUCCAGGAGGUUUCCGGUGGUGGAGAAGCGGUGGCGCUCCGCCUUCAAGACGGAAAACGAAAGCACCGAUCCUCCUCGACUUCCCACCGAUCAACAACUCGCCGUAGCUUUUGCUCGAAGGAAGAGACGGGAAGGCUCAAGUCGCGGAUACGGCUUACGCGUAGCUCAAUCGACGAAAGGAUCAGACUCCUGGGUCGAUGAUCCCAUCACUCGUCACAUCAUCAGCCUUUCCUUAUCCGAAGACGAUGAUAACGAAUCCAACAAAGAUAAUGAGAUGAACAUUCUCUGGCCUAUUGUGAUUCACACCAAAGCUCUCUAUCACAUCCUAGUGUUACCUUUAGUUGAGCCAAAGGAGAUGAGAGACUUCGUCAACUUAUCUAAUAGAUCUGAUUGUGGAUCAGCUGUUGGUGAAGAUCUGAGUUUAUCAUCUCUCUUGCUUAACAUUUCAUCCAUCACUGGGGCUUUGAUGGUGGCUCAUUCGUUUGGUGACAUCGUCUCCGGUGAUACGGCUGAGCCUGAGGUUGUUGUAGCAGCUUCACCAUCAGUUGGAGGAUUGUUUGAUUCACUAACUGGAAGCAUUGGUAUCUCGUCAAGGCCAAGACCUGUAGCUGCUGCACCCGUUGCAGCUUCUUCUUCCUCCUCUGGUUCCUCCAUAACCGGAGCUGCGGCAUCAGAUGCUCCCAGAGGAGGACUACUUGACAAAGAUCUACUUAGAAGUUUCAUCGCUAGUGCUAUGCCCUUUGGAACACCAUUAGACCUCAGCCUUUCUAAUAUCUUUGCUAUGAAAGCAAAUGGAUUUUCCUCUGCUGAGCCUCCACACCAAGACCUUAAGCAACCAGCGUGGAAGCCGUACUUGUACAAAGGGAAGCAGAGGCUGUUAUUCACAAUCCAUGAGACCAUUAACGCUGCAAUGUACGACCGAGAUGAGAUUCCAGACAGUGUAUCCGUGGCGGGGCAGAUAAACUGCCGGGCAGAGCUAGAAGGACUGCCUGACGUGUCCUUUCCUCUAGCGGGGCUGAGUAAAGCCCGGAUCGACUCUAUAUCUUUCCAUCCCUGCGUGCAAGUCCCAGCUCAUGGGAUUGACAAGCAGAACAUUGUGUUCCAGCCUCCAUUGGGUAACUUUGUUCUCAUGAGGUACCAGGCGGGUUGUGGGCUUGGACCACCAGUGAAAGGGUUUUAUCAGCUGUCGAUGGUCUCAGAGGACGAAGGUGCGUUUCUCUUCAAGGUGGGACUCAUGGAAGGGUACAAGAGUCCACUGUCGAUGGAGUUUUGCACUAUUACUAUGCCCUUUCCGCGGAGAAGGAUUGUGGGGUUUGAUGGGACUCCUUCAGCUGGGACUGUGGUGACCACAGAACACUCUGUUGAGUGGAGGGUUGUGGGAAGUGGGCGUAGUCUUUCUGGAAAGAGCCUUGAGGCAACUUUCCCUGGGACAAUUAAGUUUAGUCGAUUGAAGAGUAGGAGAAGAGGAGACGGAGAUGAUGAUGAAGAGAGUGACGGUGAGGGUACAGAGAAUGUGGUGAACGUGGAGGAGGUUUUGGUGCAGAAAAUGAACAAGGAUCUCCCAGCAGUUGAGAUGGAAGAACCCUUCUGCUGGCAAGCCUAUGACUACGCUAAGGUCUCGUUCAAGAUUGUGGGGGCGUCUGUAUCUCGAAUGUCCAUCGACACAAAAUCUGUCAAUAUAUACCCAACCACAAAGUCGCCAGUUGAGUAUUCUGCUCAGGUGACUUCGGGAGAUUAUAUAUUGUGGAACACAUUGGGGAAGGCUCCAUCAGCAGCCGCAGUAAAAAUAAGAUGAAAGAUUUUUUCCUGACAUGGAACAUGUAUGACAUUAAGCCAAUAAAGCCAUAUUUGCAAAUGCGAUGAUAUGGUUUGCAAGGCAAGUCUUUACAUAUACGAAGUUACUCCCUCUAGUUGUCUUGUCUCCCUACAUGUGUUUGAUGUUGUUUUCUGAUUGCUUGAGCGAGUUUCCAGCGUCAUGCAGAGGUUAUGAAAGCGUCACUGCAACGUAAUACAGAAGGUUCAGAUUCAAGAACGAUCCCCUUGUUAAGGUACAAGAAAAUGAUUUGACAAGGAUUGUGGUUACAAGAAUGACCCCUCGUGUAGAUUGUAUAACUUAAAGCAAGUUUUGUAAGAAAAUACAGAAUUAACACUCUGUUUAUGUUCCAGUAAAACAAGAUGUUACAAUUGGUUUAGUUUUCAAAUAAAGCAAAACACUAGCUCCUGGAAUGGUA
Messenger RNA from Brassica oleracea var. oleracea, 2355 nucleotides. RefSeq names its product AP-5 complex subunit mu. The record is from RefSeq and is a predicted model, not a curated record. The transcript has 8 exons. Gene Ontology annotation, cellular component: late endosome; lysosome; cytosol. Lineage: Eukaryota; Viridiplantae; Streptophyta; Magnoliopsida; Brassicales; Brassicaceae. Bases 63 to 1919 code for a protein of 618 amino acids. Gene Ontology annotation, biological process: intracellular protein transport; endosomal transport.